Doryrhamphus excisus (bluestripe pipefish) is the source of this 5423-nucleotide messenger RNA. It is a transcript of the gene ogfrl1, whose product is annotated as opioid growth factor receptor-like 1. Gene Ontology annotation, molecular function: opioid growth factor receptor activity. Lineage: Eukaryota; Metazoa; Chordata; Actinopteri; Syngnathiformes; Syngnathidae. Gene Ontology annotation, cellular component: membrane. The record is from RefSeq and is a predicted model, not a curated record.
UGCGAUGCUUGCCAUUUUUUCUUCCUUUUUUUGCUGUGUGGUAAAGCCGAGUGGAGGGCAGCCAGGACGGGGCGGUGCUGUGCGGCUACGAACAGAGGUCAUAAUGUAAUAUUGGUACCGGGAACCGACCCAGGGAACGGGAGCCGCGUGUAUUUAAAUGGGAAAUCUGUUGGGCCACUGGCGAGUCAAGGAGCCGAGCACCGUGGAGGAAUGCGACUCGACGUGGGGGUCGGACUCGGAGAGCGACGAGCCGGCGGCUGAGGAGGACAGCGGCAUCUCCGAGAGCGUGAGCCCGGCGGAGAGCGAGCGGGCCGCGGAAGACAACGGAGACUCGACCAAUCAGCUGACCGACUCUCCAGAGUCUCCUCCGAAGAUGAAGAGGAGUUUUUACGCUGCCAGAGACUUGUACAAAUACCGCCACUGCUAUCCGAACAACAAAAAGUCCCGGCAACCCAACGAGUUCCUUAACUUGCGUUUCUACCUUAACAAGAUCCCACUCGUACCUGACGGUAUUUACAUAGAAGAGAUUUUGACAAGGUGGAGAGGUGACUACGACAAGCUGGAGCACAAUCACACCUACAUUCAAUGGCUGUUCCCAUUACGAGAACAAGGGCUCAACUUCUACGCACAUGAACUGACUCAGGAAGAGAUUAAAGAAUUCCAAAGCACUCGAGAAGCCAAGCGGAGGUUUUUGGCAGCUUAUUCCCUCAUGUUGGAUUUCUAUGGCAUCAAACUGUUGGAUAAGAGCGGGAAUGUCUCUCGGUCUUCCAACUGGCAGGAUCGCUUCCAUCACCUUAACGAGUCACAGCACAACUACCUGCGAAUCACUCGCAUCCUGAAGUCGCUGGGCGAGCUGGGUUACGAGGCCUUCAAAGCUCCGCUGGUCGGCUUCUUCCUGGAGGAGUCCCUGCAUCACAACACCCUUCCCAACAUGCAACACAGCAUCCUGGAAUACUUUGUGUACACCAUUCGCCUGCCGGCCACUCGCAGACGCCUGCUACGCUACGCCCGCCGCCACUACAGGCCCGCCCACGCUUUUCUCUGGGGUCCUCCGCCCAAGAGAUCCAGGUUUAAAGGUGGAGAUGACGGUGCUAGCGUAGGGGCCGGGAGCAGCGGGAUCCGAGCCCCUGCUCCCACACCGGAACCGCAGAGGAGGGUGGAGAACAGCUUCAUGUCCUCCUCCGUGUGUAGCGGGAUGCUCGUGUCUUCCCAUGAUUCCGUGUCCGCAGAGGGGAUUGAUGCGUACGCCGGGAUAGGCUCCAGCAUGGAUAGAUUGGAGGGGGUGCUUAUGAUGAAGGGAGAUGAGUACGCUGAGGCGGUUCCUUUGUAGGGUACCACAGAUUUGAUGCUUUGAUUCAUAUUGACUUUUAAUGAAGAUGGAACAGUAAAAAAAAACAGUUGUUUAGGUUCUUUAACCCCAUAAGGAAGUCAAAUGAGAUAACAUUGGAAUGUCGUGGACAAAUCUUUUAUUUUUUGGUUCCAGUACAGGGGUGUCCAAAGUUUUUCCACCUUGGUUUGUAGUGGAAAAUGAAAGGAUGCACGGACCACGCGGAUAUUUUAUAAAGCGGCUUCUCAGCUUGGUGAUACGCUGCAGGUUUCUGAUAUCUUCUCAUAAUAUUAUUACUUUAUUCCCAUAAUAUUUUAAUUGUUUCCCUUUGACUUUGUUUUGUUAGUUUUCUCAUAAUUUUACAACUGUAAAAUAUACUAUUUCAACUCUAUCCUAUUAAAAUAACGUUAUUGUUUUUCUCAUCAUGCGAAUUUAUUCAUGUAAAAUUGCAACUUUUUCCACUUAAUAUUUUGACUUCAUUUUCAUAAAAUGACAUUCAUUUUUUCCACCACUAUGUGUAAUGUUCUUCGAGUAAUUCGAGACAUUAUUCCCAUAAUAUUAAAACGUUUUCCUCAAUCUAAUUUUCCAAAAAUUACAACUUUAUUAUGACUUAUUAAUUUUAAUUUUUCAACUUAAUGUUACUAGAAUAACAUUUUGACUUUUUUCCCUCUUUUUUAAGAUAAUUUUUGACUUUAUUUUCAUAAAAUUAACGCUGUUUCUUCUCAGAAAUAUGAUCCUAUUCCCAUAAUAUUAGAAUUUUUAUUUGAAUAUUAUAUUAAUAUAUUAUAUAAUAUUAUAUUAUAUUAUAUGAACUAAUUUUACAACUGUAAAAUGUACUAUUUCAACUCUAUGCUAUUAAAAUAAUAUUAUUUUUCCUCAUCGUGCGAAUUUAUUCAUGUAAAAUUGCAUCUUUUCUCUUAAUAUUUUGACAUAAUUUUCAUAAAAUGACAUUCAUUUUUUUCCCCACUAUUUCAACUUUUUUUCUUGUAAAUGUGCUUCGAGUGAUUCGAGACGUUAUUCCCAUAAUAUUAUAAAGUUUUUCUCAAUCUAAUUUUCCAAAAAAUACAACCUUAUUAUGACUUAUUAAUAUUUCAGCUUAAUGUUACUGGAAUGACAUUACCUUACUUUAAAAUUGUGACUUUUUUCUCUUUUUUAAUAUAACUUUAUAUGACUUUAUUUUCAUAAAAUUACCACUGUUUCUUCUCAGAAAUAUGACCGUAUUUCCAUAAUAUUUUCACCUUAUUCCCAUAAUAUUUGAAUUUUUAUUUGAAUAUUAUUGUGAUUUUUCCACACUUUUCUUUUUUUAGUUCUCUUGUUAACUUAUAUAGUUAGAAUGUGCAGUUGGCCGCAAAUGGCCCCGGGCCACACAUUGGACACCCCUGUUGUAGUAGAUGAUCUCAAGGGCUUAUUUAUAUAACCAUCUAUUUGCUCGGUAAUGCUGGCUUGGAUGAGACCAUUAUGGACCAACAUACACUCAACAAAAAUAUGAAUGCAAAACUUUAGUUUUGGCUCAAAGAUCCAAAAUAUUUUCCCAAAAUAUAUUUUUCCCAAAUGUGUGAUAGCGAGCUCCUCUCCUUUGCUAAUCAUGCAGUUGUGGAAGCCAGAAAACCAGUCGGUAUCACAUAGAGUGUAUGAGCUAUUGUAAUAUUUUUGUUGAGUGUAUGUGAGCCUCUUGAGUUCCAUACAGUAUGUAUCGCCAGGACAUCUGAUCACAUGACUAAAGAUUGCCUUAUGCCUACUAGUUACCAUAGUUACUAGUUACUGAUACUGAGGUGCAUUUCUAAACCAGAGGCCUACCCUGCUGAUGAUGAUCCACCCAUACAAGUACAAAUUUUCAAAGUUUCAAAUUCAAACAUGGUGGCAACCCCGGGAUUGUACUGUAUAUUGUAAAUAUUUUAUACUUUCCCUUUAAGAAACGCAGUAAAAACAAAAAGAGAGCGGACUUGGUGAAAAUUAUUUUUGAAUCACAGUACAGUAGUCCCUUGACACAUUGUAAAUAAAUGUUGCGGCUUCACUUUAUCAUGUUUUUUUUCAAAAAUCUAUUAAUAAAUCAUGCAAUGCUUGAAUAGGGAUUACUAUUAGUCCUAAAUAAAUUUGUAUUUAAGCCAAUUUUAGGUAUUUAUUUACCAAAAUAAGACAUUUUCCAAUAUAACAUUACCUACAUUAACCAAUAUAAGGCAUUCGGAAAGAUGUAUUAUGGUCACUAGGUGUCAGUAAUGUUACUGUAAUGGUGGGUGAGACACACAAGCACCAGACUUGAUGGUCAAAACAACAGGCUUUUAUUGCAGGUUUGAAUCAUCUCACAACAAGCACAAUAAUCCCUAACACGGGCUACUCUAACCCACGCCAAGUCUGAACAUUUUCUCUUAUUAUGUCUACUAUAUUGGGUAAUAGGAAAGUGUAAAGGUGGAUAUAGGGGUGUUAUUUCAUGUCUAGAGGGCUCUAAUAAUGUUAAAAAAACAUAUUUACAAGGCCGUAAACUGUACUUAUUACCCACCACUCUCCUGUUCAAAUACCGGAUUUUAACUUUCAUUCCAAGAAAUUCCCUUUUUUUUCCCAGACGACAGUAUCACCGCUUCCAUUUUCCGUGUACAGCGCUAAGCCUUGUGGGUAAUGUAGUACAUAGACAUUUCCUUAAAGACAUUUUUAUUGCAGGUUUGAAUGAUCUCACAACAGGUACAAUAAUCCCUAACACGGGCUAAUGGCCGUAAUUUACACCAAGCUAAAACCCGAUGUCACUUCCUGAACUCCACAGAAACACAUUUACAUCGUCACACACAGAUAUGAGUCAUAUUCAUGUCUUAGAUGACUUAUUUGAUCUUAUUAUGUCAAAUAUAUUGGGUAAUGGGAGUUUAAAUGUGACUAUAGGGGUGUUAUACAUGCCUAGAGGUCUCUAAUUAUAGCCAACUAUGGAAAUUUCACUUAUCACAGUCUGGUCUGGAAUCAACUAACCAGGAUAAACAAGGGAUUACUGUACUGUAUGACUAGAAAAAGUAAGAUUAUUGUAAAGUGUAAUAAAUAUCAUGAAUUAGGUAGUAGCAUUUAUAGCACUUUGUAGAUUAUGGAACCUUUAAGUGUUAUUAAUAAGCAAUUGAUAAACAGCUUAUAGAAAGUGUGUGGGAACAUUGGCAUUCACUUUAUAUUUUAUCUUGUACUAUUUUUUUUUAAAUAAUGACUUCAUUCUUGUGUUUUAGUGCCGCUUUGUUAUUUUUUAUUUGUAUUUUUUCAUUAAUAUUACUAUUAGGUAGGACUGGAAACGAAAAUAUUUUUCAUGUCAGGUGAUGUGCUGCACUUUUUGGGACAAUCUUUGUCUUCCUGUUGAAAGCGCUGUCAGGUUCCUUCAAAUGGUUGUGUUUAGGGACACCCGUGUUAGCAUACUGUAUUUACAGCACAUGUACGUUUGAACUAUUGUAUUCAAUGACACGUCUAGGUAGUUCUCAGCAAACAGUAGUAGUAUUUGAGCAACGAGCCCUCAAAUGUGAUGAUUAGUACUGAGGUAUUUCAAUGAAAAUGCACUUUUUAAAUGUAUAGUUAGCGACACGCCAUACCAUUUCAGGUGAAAUAUGUAAUCCCAUGGGCUAAACUGUUUUAUGACUUUUAGGAUACUGUGUGUAAAAUAUUAUGUGAACUGAUACUACUGUAUUAAGUGCCUCUUUUGUAACAGCGUCUGCAAGGAUAGUAUUUCCCAUCAUUUAUUUCACAUUCUUUUUGUAUCCAAUUUUGAUAUUUAUUCAUGACGAGUUGUUUGAUUGAAAUGAAGGCAUAUGUAUAUGUGAUUGUUUGGAAUAAGCAUCUUGGAAUAGCUUGGAUGUGGUGCGUUGAAUCAAUAUGAUUGUUCCAUGUUUCACUGUUCAUAAUAUUUACUGGACGUGACCGUAUUAGCAAGAUCAUGUGUAGGCCGCAGAUUAAAAUGAAUGCACACAACAUGAAUUAAAUAUUGGGAUCGUGAACGAAGGGUUGCCUCAGUGCCUUGUUAUUACAUUAUUUUUCCUGCAAAUUUAUUCAUGUAAAAUUGCAACUUUUCUCUUAAUAUUUUGACUUCAUUUUCAUAAUUUUUUUUUCAUUUUUUUCUUAAUUUUUUCCCAUCUAUUUCAAC